Molecule: messenger RNA, 2137 nt
Organism: Penaeus vannamei (Pacific white shrimp)
Lineage: Eukaryota; Metazoa; Arthropoda; Malacostraca; Decapoda; Penaeidae
Source: RefSeq, a predicted model, not a curated record
ACGCCUCUACGCGCCAGUUGCGACUUGACCACCGAGGAGGCAGGACCUCACUCUCACGUCUCCCGGACCUCGCUUCUCGCCUCCUCCGUGCCUCACACUCCUUCCAGUCUCGUGGUUUGAAAUCAGUCUUAUCUUAAGUAUCCUGGCUGGGAGAGGAAAGCCGAAGACAAUCACUCGAAUUUCGGAUCUGAAGAAAAAGGAAACCCUUCUUCCCUAUUAAAAAGAAGAGUGGCAUCCCAAAAUGAAGCAGUCAACCAGUAACAAGAAAGUAGCAGUUGUCGGAGCUGGAUUGGUUGGGUCUCUGGAGGCGUGUUACCUGGCCAAGCGUGGAUACGACGUGCACCUGUACGAGUAUAGGGAUGACAUCCGCAACAUGGAGCACGUGCCAGGAAGGAGCAUCAACCUGGCCAUGAGCAUCAGAGGUCGGACGGGACUCAAGGCGGUCGGGGUCGAAGAGAAGAUCAUCCGAGAGCAUGGCAUUCCUAUGUACGCGCGCAUGAUCCACAACAGGGACGGGAGCACCAAGGCCAUUCCCUACAACAAGGACGGGAAGGUGGUGCGCAGUGCCAUCUACUCUGUCGGUCGACGUUUCGUGAACGAUUGGGUACUGCUGACGCGCGCCGAGGAGUUUCCAAUGUCACCAUUUCACUUCCACCACAAACUCCUCACCGCGGAUCUCGAGAGGGGAAAGAUGACCUUUUUAGACACGAUGUCCCAAGAUGAAGUGACCGUCGAUGCGGAUCUGAUGAUCGGCUGCGACGGCGCUUACUCCAACAUGAGGAAACAGAUGAUGAAGCGACCGAUGUUCAACUACAGGCAGCAGUACAUCCCUCACGGCUACAUGGAGCUCUGUAUCCCGCCAGGAUCGGAUGGGAAUUUCCAGAUGCCUCCGAAUUACCUGCACAUUUGGCCAAGAGGACAGUACAUGAUGAUCGCGCUGCCGAACCAGGACAAGUCAUGGACCGUCACGCUCUUCAUGCCCUUUGGAAUCUUCAAUUCUCUCGACACGCCAGAAGUCCUGUUAGACUUUUUCAAGACAAAUUACCCAGACGCCAUAACGCUCAUCGGGCGAGAGAAACUCAUCCACGAUUUCUUCGCAAACAAGGCGCUGCCGAUGAUCUCCGUCAAGUGUUCUCCGUACCACGUUGGCUCGACCUCCCUGCUCAUGGGUGACGCUGCCCACGCCAUGGUGCCCUUCUACGGCCAGGGAAUGAACUGCGGCAUGGAAGACUGCGUUUUUCUGAAAGAAAUUAUGGACAAAUACGAGAGCGGAACGAAGGUGUUGCCCGCGUACUCCGAGCACCGGAACCCAGACGCGGAGGCGAUCGUGGACCUCGCCAUGUACAACUACAUCGAGAUGCGAGACCUUGUCAACUCCAAGCUGUUCCUCCUGCGUAAAAAAUGGGACGACCUCCUGAGCCGCCUGCUGCCGAGGACGUGGGUGCCGCUCUACACGAUGGUGACCUUCUCGAGGGAGCGCUACCACCUCUGCAUUGCCAAGAAGAGGUGGCAGGACGAGAUGAUCGGGAAGCUGGUGAAGGUCUCUGCCGUUGCUGGAGUCAUCCUCGGGUUCUUUGCCGCCAAGACGCAGGCAGCCCACGCCUUCUCCCAUUCGCUGGUCACUCACCUGAACAGCAUCACGACGAAAACGCUCGACAUUGCUAUGCGCUGAGGUGUUUUUAGGUGGAUCACAAGAUUUUUUUUUAUUGAAUUGAGAACAAGAGAUUUUUAUAAGUGGCGUGAGAUGUUUAGGCAGUGAAUUCUUUAUACAGUAAAAAUUUCUUCAAGAAGAAAAUCAUUCUCGUAAGUAGCAAGUAGGUUGUCGUUUUUUUCAGGCAGUUAGGGUUGAUCUAUUUAGGCUGUGUUGAAGACUUUGCUGCCUAAAAUGUUUCAUGCAAAAACGACUUUUAUUAUUGUUGCAUUUCUUACCAUGACAUUAUCUUGACAAAAUGACUUUUUCUUACUGUUGAUAUUCUUGUAUGGCUACUGAAAAAAAUCAGUCAUUAUUGCGUCUUUUUCAGCAAUUUACCAUUUUUUCCGUUUUGAAAAUCUGUUAUGAAUGCAGUAAGAUAGGUGUAUGACUAUUUUUACUUGUAGCAUUUGUACUUUUGAAUUAAACUGAGUAAUGUACUUGUAA